Molecule: messenger RNA, 1857 nt
Organism: Protopolystoma xenopodis
Lineage: Eukaryota; Metazoa; Platyhelminthes; Monogenea; Polystomatidea; Polystomatidae
Source: the annotation of a GenBank genome assembly
AUGCAUGGUCGCGUUAAAGUUAGACACACUGAAGAACAAGAAAGGAGUAGACGAGAAGAACAGGAAAAACAACAGCAGGAAUACAAGUUGUCCACUGAUGGAAUUUUUGCACAAAGGUCCUCAGGGGACUAUGACGAAAGUUUGCUGACAAAAAUUGCAAAUGUGCUAGAAAAAACGCCGGAUAUUAUAACCUUGUGGAAUUAUAGACGUGAAAUUAUUCUUAAAUCUGUGGAAAUUUUACCUCGUGAUAGUUCAAAGGAACUUUUUUCAAAAGAGUUGGAGUUGACGUCACGAUGUCUUCUUUCAAACCCCAAGUCUUACGCUAGCUGGCAUUACCGCUCUUGGUUAAUGACAAACCAUCCAGAUCCUGAUUGGAAAGCUGAGUUAAAGACAUGUAAUAUGGCCCUUAAACUUGAUGAGCGAAACUUUCAUUGUUGGGAUUAUCGUCGUUUCAUAAUAUCAAAUGGAAAUAUUUCAGAGAGCGAGGAAAUAGCCUACAUUGACACCUGUUUGGAAAAUAAUUUUAGCAAUUUUUCUGCUUGGCAUUAUCGCACUGGACUUUUGGACUCAAGACCAUUCAUUAAUGUGCAAUCUAUGCCUAUAAGCCCUCCACCUAUGACACCCAAUGCUUUUCAUUCCCGAGGUUUCGAUGAUUCUUCUUUGUUGGAAAAAGAAUUAGACCUUGUGCAUAACGCCGUAUUUACUGAUCCUAAGGAUCAGAGUCCAUGGCUUUACUACGCUUGGCUACUUGGACAUGGUGAGAGAAAAUCUUAUCUUCGUGAUAUAUAUAUUUCACGUUGUCUUCGCCGUAUUAUCCUUGUGUUCACUUCUCCUAAACUUAUCAGCACUCUGAACGAAUUGCAGCUAGAGCUCACUGUUACUAUUCCAUCCGGCUCAGUUUUGUCAUUCAAGCCUGAUGAACUUGGUGGCUGGAAUUCGGUAAUGCCUUGUCAGGUUUCCGCAUUAUGGUGGUUGGAUAUAUCACACGAAGCGUUAUCUAUCCCUAGGCCAAGUAUCAUGCAACAGGAACCUUUGUUUGAGCCUAGUAUUCACGUUUCACUGUGUAUCAAGGACGUAGAUAACUUUGAUGAUGACGGCAUUGUCCUCGAGUGUUCUAUGAAUUCUCACAAGAAUGAAUCACUUACACAUGUCGAUCUUGAUCCACUACGGCUUUUUAAUCCCUCUAUAUCUCCUGUACACGAACCUUCUUCUUUAAAGGAUGAGCUUAAUACAGUCAGAGAACUUGUUAUACUUGAACCUGAGAACAAAUGGGCUUUAUUGAGCCUUGUGGCACUACUUCGUUAUGUAAACCCUCCAGAGUCAGACAUAGAAGUCAAACAAGCUCUUAAAACAUUGUCCCGUAUAGAUUCUCAGCGUAAACGAUACUAUGAGGAUCUUUCCAGCACUUAUGGCACUGAGGAUGCUAUUGUUAAAAAUCUAGAGUCGCAUUCUAGGCAUGUAAACCUAAGUAACUCUUCUCUGACUCGCUUUUAUUAUUUGGAUUGGUUUGCUCUGAUGACUCAUCUUGAUUUUUCGGGAAAUUCAAUUGACUGCCUUCCUGAUACUAUGCCAUACUUAGUCUGCCUCAAAAGUCUACAUCUUGACGAUAAUCGUCUUUCUUCACUUCUGGGCGUAGGCGGUCUCCCUUCUCUUCAACUACUCGCUGUCCGUCGUAAUAGCCUUGUAGACUUUGAUUCCAUAGAACCUGCUUUGCACUGCCCACAACUGCAGACUCUUGCAAUAGGUGGCAACAGGGUCGCAGAUCUACCCAACCUCACGGACAAGCUGGCUGAACAUCCAAAUAUGCGACAUGAAUCACAUACACUUAGUAUUACUUAUGACUGGUCAGAAGAUUGA